GAUUGAUUUCUGAUACAUAGAUCUGCCCUAGCCAUGCCUGGUUGCUGGUUCUGCUUCAGUUACCUUGGUGCCUAAUGCAGCAGUAGUUGUUCAUUCAUUUAGUGACCAUGGAACAAGAAGGAGACGAACGAAAAGGAGAAAUCUGUAGUGGCAAAUACACUUACAAUCAUCAUUGCGACAAUGGGUUUGAUAUCCACGAAAUCUUUGUUAAGAGGAGCAGAUUCCGGGUCCUCUUGUCGUACAUUGGCAAGGUUUUCCUUCUUGCAACUGUCUGCCAACCAUUUCUGUCAAAGGAGGGGUUAUCCUCUGGUUCAGUGUGGAGUAUUAUCUUUGGAAUUCUUAUUGCCAAAUGUUUACAAUACAAACCUGUGAAGAAAGAAUCGGUAGUGAUAAUGCCAACCUUUGGAGUCCAGCUCGAAAUACAUUUUUGGAGUGGAAGAGCUCAUCGCCAUUUUGUGCCAAUUGGCAAGAUUCUGAAGCCAUUGCUGAAUGAGUGUGUGACGCCUGUGACCUGUUACUGGAGCUUGGCAUUGCUUGUGCGUGAUAAAGAGGAACUCAUGCUAGUUUUCCAGAAAUCUCACCCUCCUGUCAAAAUGUUGGUUCCUGUAUGGAAGGCUCUCUGCACAUUCCUAAACUCUGACUGCCAGACCAGUUCUGCAUUUUCUAAACCAAAUUAUUCGGAUACAUUACUGAUUUGGCCUUCAGUAUUAGUUGAUUGCAAUACUGAGAAAAUCUGCGACAAUUCAGCUAGGCAUAGCUAGGUACAUUUUAUUGCACUAUCUGGCGAGCUGUGAACGCACUAAUACAAGUGUUACAGCUUUAUUGGAAGGAAAUACUUGGGAAAUUUUUCACACUGAUGCACUCUACUUCACUUAACAGUAAACAAUCAAUAGUUUACCCCCAUUCAUGAUGUAAAUUAUGUGAUCUCAUUUGAUCAUUUCAUUGUAUGGUAACAUGGUAACAUACUAACAUUGUUCUGCUUUUACCAUUCAUGAUUGCUGUUCGUUUUGUUCUCACAAGCAUCUACCGGGAGAUGCAAAGUUUGGUUUAAACAAUGUUGUUUGUCUGCUAUGAUACAUAAAUGGGAAUACUUAAAGGGUACUCCUAUGAAGAUAGAAGUGCACAGACAAGCAUGUGAGGAGUCCCAUGCAGAGAUCCAAAUGCAGUCAAACAAACAAGAGCAUCGUGUGCACGUGCACACUCCAUUUCCCCAACCUUCUCAUUGAUUUCUUAAUUCAUAUUGCUGGUUAUUUACUACCUCUGUCCCCAUAAUAAGUGUAUUUUUAGAAGUCAAGUUUAUCUCACAAAGAGUAUAUUUGUCAAGUACUAGUCGUCUUAUCGAUCAUCCCAUAUUCAAACCUUCUCAUUUGGUUGGAAUGAGCUCAUCCCCUUUGAUUGUUCAAGCAGAUGAAUUUUGCAGCAACUUUGUGCUACAAAAGAACAUCUGGCAGUGUCUGAAACAGUGAAAUAACCCAUCACCUGUAAUUGGCUAGAAAGAACUUGGUGACAAUUAUUGAAUUUUGAAUUGUUGCAUUUGGUGAAUUCAAACAGGGAAACAAUAUUUACUAUCCCAGA
Messenger RNA from Oryza brachyantha (malo sina), 1575 nucleotides. RefSeq lists its product as uncharacterized. Lineage: Eukaryota; Viridiplantae; Streptophyta; Magnoliopsida; Poales; Poaceae. The record is from RefSeq and is a predicted model, not a curated record. Gene Ontology annotation, cellular component: glycosylphosphatidylinositol-N-acetylglucosaminyltransferase (GPI-GnT) complex. Gene Ontology annotation, biological process: GPI anchor biosynthetic process.